Molecule: messenger RNA, 703 nt
Organism: Asparagus officinalis (garden asparagus)
Lineage: Eukaryota; Viridiplantae; Streptophyta; Magnoliopsida; Asparagales; Asparagaceae
Product: 50S ribosomal protein L3-1, chloroplastic
Exons: 2
Biological process (GO): translation
Cellular component (GO): ribosome; chloroplast envelope
Molecular function (GO): structural constituent of ribosome
Source: RefSeq, a predicted model, not a curated record
CGGAAGCUGACGAAGCCCGAGCUCGGGCACCUCGAGAAGGCCGGGGCCGUGCCGAUGAGGCACCUGCAGGAGUUUAGGCUGGAGAAGGUGGAGGGGUUCGAGCCCGGGCAGAGGCUCGUGCUCGAGGAGGUGUUCAAGGAGGGGGAUCUCGUCGAUGUGAGUGGGAAUUCGAUCGGAAAAGGGUUUCAAGGUGGUAUAAAAAGACAUAAUUUCCGACGUGGGCCAAUGACUCAUGGUUCUAAAAGCCACAGGGCCUUGGGUUCAAUAGGAGCAGGAACAACACCCGGGCAUGUUUACAAGGGAAAGAAGAUGCCCGGGAGAAUGGGAGGAACCAAAACAAAGAUCCGAAAGCUAAAGAUUGUGAAGAUCGACAAUGAGCUACGAGUAGUCUUGAUAAAAGGGGCAGUUCCUGGAAAACCUGGCAAUCUUCUUCGAAUAACGCCAGCCAAAAUUGUCGGCAAAAACAUACCAAAGAAUUAGUUGUUCCUUCCUCCUCCUGAUGGCUUCUUUGAUUUGUUCAUGCUUAGAGUGCUUCAGCUUCUGUGUUUGAGUACUGUAAUGGCUAAUAACUGUUGAUGUACAAGUUCUUUUUCCCCUUGACAAACUCUGCAAGUACAAGUUGUGAUUAAGUUUUCAGUUAUUAGCUGUGAUCUCCAUUGGGUUUUGGAAAAUUUUUUUGGAAGGAAUCCCAAGGAAGUUCUCA